AUGAACGGCUUAGAAGUCCGAACCAUUACACUCGCCAAUCCAAAGGUUGACCUGCAGGAAGGGACGGUGGUUUUGCACGGGGUGUAUCCGCCUACGACAAACACCACAGAUGUUUCUUCUGAGUUUAUCCUUGAGGUUUUGCAAACGUACAGUGAACAGCGAGUAGAAGAGUUGAAGAAGAUAUCGAGCUGUAAUCAACGCCUGGAGCAGGCGGUGGGCGGAGAAUAUUGUUUGAAGAAGAGUUUGAGUCGACAGAUAACAACAGUAAUGGAUUUUUCGAGUGCAAGUGUAGUUGGAUCAGCUUCCUUUUAUACUCCUCAGCUUCAAAAGGCAUCUGCAAUAGUAUUAGGACAGCCUUGUGAUGAGCAUCCUUUUUCUAUUUCUAUUACAUUUAUAGCUCCUGAAGAAAUGUAUAAAGGGGGUCUUGAGGUGUAUGUACCGCAGCAAACAUUUCUCUAUGACCCUGGACCUAAGCAGAGAUAUAAUCCUUAUUUACGAGAGUUUUAUAAAGUAGCAACAGCAGAUUUACCUCUUAAACCAUCUGCAAAAGGGACAACUCUAUCUCUUUACCCUGUGUCUCUGCAAAAAGGAGAGAGCAUUACUGUUUAUCUCCCUUUAAAAGCCUUUUCUUCUUCUACUAAUGCAAUAUGGCCUAUGCCUCAAGCACUUGCAUAUCCAGAAGGUGCAGCAAAUGAAUACAGCAUAAAGAUAUUCAAUCUCCAAAGAAAAGCAACAGCAGAGAUCGUACGCCUUUCUGCACCUGUCUAUACACCUGAGACUAUUGCUGCAGUUGUGGGGCCGCAGCUGCAAAGCCUAGGAGACAGGACAACACAAAUAACAUUUAGAGUUAAAUUCGAAGACAAGAUACCAUCAGGAAAGCUGAUACUUCGGGUGUCUCCUCUACAAAACCCCACAGGGGAGUCGGCGGGAUCGAUCGAUCCCACCUCCACAGGAAGCUGCUCCGGAUGGGUAUCAAGUGUACAUGAGAUUGUCUCUUCUAUUGAUUGCCCUCCUAAGCAAGGAGCAUUUGUUUAUACUUUAUUACCUUCAAGCCUAGCUGCUGCUUUUGUCUCUGGGUGGAUAACUAUUGGGUUUCGUUUAGAAAAGCCUGCAUCUCUUUAUUCUUUUUACUCUUUUGCUGCUGUUGAUUCAGCAGAUAAUACAAUUUGCUCUUUUAACCUCAAAACUCCUCAGGUGUAUCAUGACCCUUGCAUUCAGCGCUUUUCUUCAAGACUCAUAAAACCUAAAAAGACAGGCUAUGCAGCCAAGCUGCUCUUAACUAUGCAAAUUGUUAAUUGUAAUAACCCUGCAGAACCCUUAUCUUCUCUUCCAGAAGAACCAGAGCCGCUUUCUUUUGAAAUUCCUCAAAAAGACGGUUUGCAAGACAAAGACUAUCUCAGCUCCGUUACUAUUAAGAGGCCUACAGCCCCUAACUCUAUAUCUAUGACUGCCUCUGCUUUGCAGUUAGGUUUAAGAAGUAAAGACAAUUCUUUUUUUGUUUCUUCUUUCUCUGAUGAAGAAAUCUCUCCUAAGUCCAAACAGUCUUUAUCAGCAUCUGCAUCUCGUUCUUGCAGCGGGGGCCCCCAAAGGCAGCAGCAGCAGCAGCAGCAGCAGCAGCAGCAGCAGCACUCUUCUUCUCUUUCUUCUUCUGCUUCUUCUUCUGCUCCUGCUGCUGCUUCUGCUUCUGCUUCUUCUUGUUCUUUAAAAAAGAAUAGAGUGAAGUUUACUCCAGCGCAAGCUAACCCCAGUUUUCAUCCAAAGUACCUGCCUAGACACCCUAGACUAGCAGCUGCUUCUGUACAUUUUGCUUUUCCUCAUCGUCGAAGAUUAGGGAGACGUAUCGGUCCCCGUAGUUUAUCGCAUGCAGCAGAGCAAAGAAAUCCGCUAGUUUCUUCGGUGUCUAUACACCCGAAUGGUGCUGAUAUAUCUUUACGUAUUGUAGUAGAUAUCAUUAUAGAUAAUGCAUUAGGAGCUGAAGCAGCAAUGAUGAUUUCUGAAUGGGGAUUCAAUAAUUUAUAUUCAUCUAAUAAAUCUACUUGUAAUAUUCCCGGCAUGCAAUGCUAUGGGCACGACUGGAGGCAAGGAGGUGUUUAUCAGUGGGGUUCUGCAGAUCCUAAGACAUCAACACAAACACUUCCUGAAGACUACAAAAACAUAGAAGUUAUGAAGGCGCUUCAGCCUGCAAUAGAAUGGAGACAAUCUGUCUCCUGCGAUGAAGUUCCCCCGCAUUUAUCUGUUAUUCUUCUGGUAACAACAGAAGAAAAAGCAGAGGCAUAUCGAUCAGUUGUCUCUACUUCAGGUGUAUCUGCAGCAGCAAAGCCCCAAUGGACAGACAGGCCGCUGCAUGUACACCUGAUUGCAUUUAGAGAGAUUUCUUAUAAGCCAACUGAAGAUCCUUUGAAACCUUUAAAAGAAAUGCCUAUCACAGACACCUCAAACCUUAUCAAAGCAGCUGUGGUAGACCCAAAUCUAUUUCCUAUAGCAGACGAGACAGUUUAUGUUUCUUUUUCUACGGCUACACCAAGAGAAGGGCAAUAUGAAGCAGAUGCAAUAAUUGAUAAAAUACAAGAAGCGCUUAUUCUUAUUUCUGAUGAACUUGCUAACAGUAUCGUUACUGUCGAGCUGUGCAGACACCCCGUGCCUCCCCCAGGUUAUCUCUUCCCUUGGCAGACUGAAGCCACAAGAGAAGCUCAAGAUCAAACAUAUAGAGCCAUUCAGGUUUCAUACAACGGGAAGCCUUUUGAACAGCUUAUUGAAUUUCAUAUACCCGAAAGUGAUAUAGGCGUCUACUCCUCAGCUAAACUUGACUGGCAGUUCCGCAUGGCCUGUGAUGGAGUGUUCGACCCCGCAGAGUAA
Molecule: messenger RNA, 2856 nt
Organism: Eimeria acervulina
Lineage: Eukaryota; Apicomplexa; Conoidasida; Eucoccidiorida; Eimeriidae
Exons: 7
Coding region: 1-2856 (951 amino acids)
Source: RefSeq, a predicted model, not a curated record